AUGGUGUCCACGGACAGUCGAUCUUGUUGGAUCAGCAACCCGUACGAGCGUCUGGGGGACUGGGCAAAGCAGUUCACUUGUAAGGGCGCCAACGAGCCAGCCAAACAAGAUUGGGAAGAAGAAGGCGACAGGGUUAUGCAAGAAAAGCAGAACAACUUAUACCGGAGCCUGGAAGAAUGGGCAAAAGGGUUCGAAAAGGACGACGAGCAGGGCGCGGAUGGCCCGCUUGGGAGGGAGGGAGAGGAAUGGAAUGCCUGUCCGCAAGACAGCACAGAGAAGCGAGCAAUACCAGAUGCCGAUGAUCCGAUAGACAACCACGGUGACGACAGCGAGGGCACCAUCGACGAAAACACCAUAACGAACGGAGAGAACGCGAAGGACCAAAAGAAAGACAAGCAGACGAGAUGCAAACACAAGUCAGUCAUGUCAGGACUUCUGCGGACUUUCUUCAACAGUCCUGCACUCUGUGAAUACGAGCAGGAAACCGCGUCCGUGGUCCAGUCCCGCAGAGAUGAGCCCGUGGUCACUGGUCGCUCCUUCCGCCAGAGUUCAGCGACUGGAACCAGCAACGGCCACAACGAGGCCAACAGCAGCUCCACAUCCCCCACGAACAUCGAAGACGACUACGUCCACGUUGCUCGCCAUCCAGGGAUGUAUGCGCUGCCGAGGGACCGCUGGAACCCCAGGCCACCUGUUGCUAACAGCCUCAUCCCUAUUGAAGCCGGUCCUUGCACCGCCGUCCGCCCGGAUGCAACUAAUGAGUCUGACGUAGAGUGGGAAGAGGACAGUGAUUGGGAUAUGCUGUCAGACAUGUUCGACACCCCAACUCCGGAGUGUCAGCAAGGGAAAUGA
Messenger RNA from Neurospora tetraspora, 852 nucleotides. RefSeq lists its product as uncharacterized. The coding region runs from base 1 to 852 and encodes 283 amino acids. NCBI's taxonomy places the organism in Eukaryota, Fungi, Ascomycota, Sordariomycetes, Sordariales, Sordariaceae. The transcript has 2 exons. The record is from RefSeq and is a predicted model, not a curated record.